Messenger RNA from Cuscuta campestris, 1609 nucleotides. Lineage: Eukaryota; Viridiplantae; Streptophyta; Magnoliopsida; Solanales; Convolvulaceae. The record is from the annotation of a GenBank genome assembly.
AAGGUAGAAAGAGAGAAGUUUGGUGUAGCAGCGAAGGGAAGGGAAGGAAAGGAAAUAAAGUGUGGAACGGUGUCGUUGCAGACCUGUUGCUGCGGUGGUUAAAGCCGCUGCGAGACGAUCCGAUCCACCGCCUCCCGAUGGAUUUUCGCAUCUCCGGCGGCUCUCCCUCAUCGUCUUCCACCUCGUCUACCGACCCUCACAACUCCUCAACGUCUCACCGUCGCCGCCAUCAGAACGGCGGCGCCGACAACAAUAGCAGCGACCCGAUGCACUCCUGGUGGGAGUCCAUUUCCAAAGCCCGUUCGCGCAUCCAACUUCUCUCCAGUAUUCUCCCCUCCGACGACCCCGCCGCCGUCGCAUCUCUCGUCGACUCCGAUCGCCCCGCCCGUUCUCUCCUCCUCUCCCACCCCGCUUACUCCUUGCUCUCCACUUCCCUCUACGCUCCCUCUGCCGGCUCCAGCGAAGAUCCACUCUGCCACUGGCUGUACGACACUUUCCUCAGCGACGAUGCCGAUCUCCGCCUCGUCGUCAUCUCCUUCAUCCCUCUCCUGUCCUCCAUCUACCUCUCCCGCGUCCACUCAUCCUCCUCCACCUCCCCCACGCCAUCUCUCUCCGGUUUCGAAGCCGUCCUUCUCGCUCUCUACUCCGCCGAAACCAAAUCCCGAGCCGGGAAGCCGAUACUGGUCUCAAUUCCAGAUCUAUCCCAGCCUUCUGUUUAUCACACUCCGAGAGCCCCGAUUCAAAACAGACCGUCAUCGAUCCGGCCGGCCGUCGGAGUAUUAUCCCCUGCUCUCGAGCCACAGAUCGCCGUGAAAUCAACCAAACGCGCCUCAAUCGUCGGAGUUGCGCUGGAUUCUUACUUCAACCAGAUCUCACAAAUGCCCAGUUGGUCAAAGGUUGACUUUUGUAGGUUUGCAGCAGAUUGGGCUGGCCAGGACUGCCCCUGUGUGUGGGAAUUGGACGAGACUCAUCACGGUAAAUUAGAAAAUCUGUUCUCAGACAAUUCUAGGGUUCUCGACGGCCUCACAGAAGAACUCAGAAACAUGGAGAUUGAAGAUAAACCAGGAGUCGAUUCUUCCAAGGCCCGAAUCCCACUGCCAUGGGAGCUCUUGCAGCCAGUGCUGAGGAUUGUAGGGCAUUGUCUGUUAGGCCCUUUAAAUGCAGAAGAUGUGAAGAAUGGGGCAUCAGUUGCCGCGAAGCAUUUAUACGCAAGGGCUCAACAUGACUUGGUUCCAAGGGCAAUUCUGGCAACGAGAAGCCUCGUUCAGCUGGACAGGAGAGCUCGAGAGGCUGCCCGAGCAGCUGAUGCGUCUGGUCCUGCAUCAAAUGCCACCACGCCAAGUAAAGCCAAGAAACCAGAGGUUCUUCUAGUUUCAAAAUGAGUCAUCAGACCAAUUUAUGUAAGGUUUUCAAAUUCUGAAUCUCUCAUUAAAUGUUUGUUUGUGUUGUAGGUUAGAAUCUCUAAAGACUUCCAAAAAAAAGGAGUAAAUUGUUCAUGUAUUUAUAUAUAUGUUCACAUCAUUAUUUUUUUGGGUACUUCAAUGGGAAAAAAGAACCACAAUGCAUAAGUACCUAUUUGUUUGCUAUGUGUUGGCUUGUUUUGGUUUUA